UCGAACGAGUUGAUCAGCCUUCUUGGCUUUCUCAUCUAACAGUAGCGGCGGCAGUGGAGGAAGGUGGUGUUGGUAGCAAAGCACUGAGCUCGAGGGACGCGAUGCUGGGAGGGACGGUCAUGGAAUCGUCAGUAUGGGUGCAAGCUUUGGUCCUUCUCUUCACCUUGGCCGCCUUCUUGGGCCUCCGCUCCUUCCCCAAGCACGCCCUCUCCCGCCUCCGCCGCCCCUCCCAGUCCUCCCUCCAAGCCCGCCGCCACUUUGUCAACGGCGCCCAGCUCCUCGCCCGCGCCCGCGCUCGUCCCUCCGGCGACAGCAGCGGCGGCGGCGGCCGCUCCACCACCGCCCUCGCCCGCUCCGCCUGUGACGAAGCAGAUCGUGCCAUCGCCCUCGACCCCCGAGACGCCGCACCCCACAUCCUCAAGGCCCUUGCCCUCGACCUCCUCGGCCGUCGCCUCCCCGCCCUCCGCUCCCUCGACGCCGCCCUCUCCCCCCCGGCCUCCAAAUCCCUCGCCCCCCGCGAGCGCGGCGACGCCCUCUUCAAGCGCGCCGAGCUCCACCUCGCUGUUAACCGACGCCGCCGCCUCGACCAGGCCCUCUCCGACCUCCUCCAGGCAGUGCGGCUCAGUCCCGAGAACGCCAAGGCCUUCUGCCUCCUAGGCGAAUGCUACGAGGAGAAGGGGUUGCUGGAUGAGGCGACAAAAGCUUACGAGACCGCGAUUGACAUUGAUGCAUCCCUGGUCGCUGCUGACGAGGGCCUCCGUAGGUUGUCCGCGACAAAGGUGGGAUCUUGAUCGACUUCUGUCGCUCAGGUACCCGAAUGCCCACCCUCUACUCUCUGGUAUAAAGAAGCAGAUGUUAUAACAAGCUUACAUAGAGGACCGGGUUUGUGCGCUUAGAAAGAUUAUAUUGCAAUUCGGAUGCUAGUAUUUUGCUCGGCAUCCUCUUAAUUGGUUGAAGAAUUAUAGUGGUAGCUGCAAAUGAAGGCUCACUAUGUGCUCAUUGUAGAUGAUCUGUAUCAUCACUUGGUGUAGGAGUAAGACUUUUGAUUGGAACUGUUAACGGAGUUCAUCAUUGCUUCUAGUAAAUUGUAAUCUACCUCGGAAGAUAAGGGUGGGAUAUUCCACGGUGAAACUCUACUCCGCUGCGCAGGUUGUUGUGUGCCAGUCAAAGUUGUAUCCUUCUCUGUUUUGUGAUCCAAUGUUCUUGUUGCAAGACAUGCAAAUGUAGCUACUUUGUGAUCAUGAGUAUUUGUUCAUGUACUCUGUUCAUUUGACAUUGAUGAUCUCAAAUGCUAUUCUGAGGAUGUUUCUUUGGUUAA
Messenger RNA from Musa acuminata AAA Group (dessert banana), 1318 nucleotides. RefSeq lists its product as uncharacterized. Bases 102 to 791 code for a protein of 229 amino acids. Gene Ontology annotation, molecular function: protein binding. Lineage: Eukaryota; Viridiplantae; Streptophyta; Magnoliopsida; Zingiberales; Musaceae. The transcript is spliced from 2 exons. The record is from RefSeq and is a predicted model, not a curated record.